UAGACUACCUCAGAUUAUCUUUUUUCACUCGCAAGUCGCAAGAUUUGGCUAGAAAAUAGACGACACUUUUUGAUGGCCAGUCUCUGAUUAAGAAUUUCUGUUCUUCCAUAAAGUGAUUUUCUGAGUCUGAAAUUAAAACCAGCGGCACACAAAUGUUUGUUUUCCUACAUUUUAGCCGCUUUGUCUGCGCAUCCCUCAAGUUGUUUCACUCGUCUUUUUUUCCACUGGCGGUAUUCAUUUAUGUAUAUUCUGUAGCGGCAGUAUUCAUGGAUGAAAAUAUGAGCUGAUAACAACGAUAAAUACCGGUAAAAAUCAUAUAAACUUGAUACAAAAUUUAAAUCAUUCAAGAGGUUAAGCGAAAUCGAAGCGAGUAACGAUUUUAUCAAGAUUUAAAAAGAGCGAAAUGGCGAGGACUUUAACGAUCGUAGAUAGCAACCUGCUACAACUAAAAAGGUUAGUAGUGAGACCAAUUGAAGACCUGCUUGCUGUGAAGAACGAAGAUGAUUUUUCAAGAACGAAAAGCAUUGACGAAGAGGACCAAGAUAUGCGGGAAGACAUUACGGAAUUUAAAACGAGAAUUGUACCGGCAGUUACCAUCGAAGAAACUGAAAAUAACGUAGUUUUCAAUAGAAACUCAACUUGUAAUAAUGGCGCGAAAAAGAGGGACCAGAUUUCAGGGCAUCAAUCAGGAAUGUUAUUGGAAGAAUUAUUUGAGGUCGAGGAAAAUCCACAUAUAAACACUGAUGAAAAUGAAGACCGGAAGGAAAUAAUAUUGGAUCCAGCGAAUCAUGUAACAACAGCGUGUAAUAUAGAGCUACAAAUGGAUGAACCAUGUACAGAGAAACAUUUGGAGCAACCACAUAUGGACGAGUCACAAAACUCGCAAGCAACCAAUUCUGUGACAAUGAUAAAUAAUAUGUUGCAGAUACAAGACUCAGAGUUUGAAACCAUGGAGGAGAUGGAGGAAGAAGAGGAACGCCUAAUAACAGAAAUUGAAAGGAGAAGUGAGCUACAGAAAACAAUUAAUGAAAAGCUUGCAAGAAUUAAAAAGAUGCGCGAGUUUUUAAAACAAUUAAGUAACAUUGGAGAAAUUGAGGCUAAAGCAGAAGACGAACAGAUGGAGGAGCAAUUAAAUGCAGCGAUAGAUGAUUACUUGACAGCAGGUGAACAAAGCACAAGUUUCAGCGAUAAUUUUACAAUAGUAGACGACAACGGCCAAAGCACGUGCCAUGCGUCGAUGGUUGUCACAAUGAAGGACAAAAAACUAGAGAAGAACCAGGAAAAGAAAACAUACCGGAUAACAUAUGAUAUUACAGGAUCUCAAAUAAGUCGAUCAUACUAUGUAUUUACAGAUGAUAAUGCCAUAUCAUUACAGACAAAUAAAGCUGGGAAGACGAAGGAAACAAACACGUCAAAGGUAACAACACGAUCGAUGAAGAGAGUAAGAAAGAAUUUACCAACAAAGUCAGAUUUGAAUAAAACAGUACAGCUUAAAAAAAGGAGAAAUACGCAAUGGUUGUUGAGACCAUUAAAUAGAAAAGUAAUUUACGAAACGGUAAAAAAAAGAGGGAGAGAUCCAAUGACAAUUAUAAGGAAUGAAAAGGGAAGGUUUGUGAAGAAAAAGAAGAAUUUGUGAAGAUAUGAGAGUGCUUUCGACAAGAAAAUGAAUGAGAGAAUAGCCACAAAGAAGUAAAAAUGUGAAGUCAACUCACGAGUGUGCAAAAUACACAUUCAGCAAGUUUCAUGAGAAAUUUCCAAAAAAUUAUAAGAGACAACAACUCGCCGAAACAAAACACGUUUUUGUCCCGGCUAAGUCGUCAAUCAAACAUUCAUCUUGAGAUAGAGGAGGCUAUAACGGAAGAUUCAACUAAAGAGAUUGAAGGAGACUAAUGAGACACUGAUUACGUUUACAUAGCAGACUUAAUUGAAUUUAAUAAUAUCUGUAGUUAUGAAACUGGUCAAUUAUAGUUCCUCUGAAGAAUAGAAUAACUGUGAUUGACUACUUUUUAAUGAUGAAUAAUUAUUAAACUCAAUUUAAGGUGUUUGUGCAAACAUAAGCACUGUUGAUGGAAGAAAAGAGUAGAUGACGUGAUCAGAGAGGCAAUGGAGAGCGAUGAACGGCAAG
Molecule: messenger RNA, 2125 nt
Organism: Cyphomyrmex costatus
Lineage: Eukaryota; Metazoa; Arthropoda; Insecta; Hymenoptera; Formicidae
Exons: 2
Coding region: 404-1636 (410 amino acids)
Source: RefSeq, a predicted model, not a curated record